AUAGAGAUAACAACCUCACUUUUGAAUAACGAACAGAAUGACUGAGGAGUAAGACAGCUCCCGUACAUUUAUUUCAGUGAUAAUAAAAAAACAACAGCCACCAUAGGAAAUGGAAAACUUGAUAUGUUUCAACCCUUGGACUUCUCAUUCAUGAAUUUCAAAGAAGUGACAGGCAAUGAAAAUUGCUGUAAUUCACAUUAUUUGGACAGAUUUAUUAAAGCUCGAGCCAAGAAUAUCAACCGCUACCUCCCUUGUCAUUAAAAAAAAUCAGAACGGAAAAUGGACAACCCAAACUCUGAAACUGAACAACAAUCAAAUAGAGGAUAUUACAGCCAUACCUGCACUUGCCAAUGAGAUUUUUAAUGAUAUUUCAAGUUUGACUUGGCUGGACGUAUCGUGCAACAAGAUAUCUUCGAUCCCGAAUACUAUCAGCAACCUUAGAUGCCUGAAAAUAUUUUAUGUACAUGGGAAUCAGAUUAGAAGUUUCCAAGAUGUUCUAAAGCUUAAGCAACUGCCACUCUUAUCAAAACUCACACUGCAUGGAAAUCCGAUCGAAAAAGAAAAGGGCUACUUUCACGUGGUUCUUUCUAUAUUACCAAGGCUGGUAACUUUGGACUUUACUGGAAUUUCACGAGCAGACCAACAGACUGCUGCUUUGAUAAGAAUUCCUGGUCAGAAUAAGCGUCAGAAAGAACAAUGACGAAAAUACGCUAAUAAUGUUCUAGACUCUAAUUUUAGUAAAACAUGAAAUCUUCCAAAAGCAGAGAAUUUUGAUUUCAUAAAGUAAAUAAAUCUGAAUUUUCUUU
This is a messenger RNA of Heterobilharzia americana, 806 nucleotides long. The record is from the annotation of a GenBank genome assembly. NCBI's taxonomy places the organism in Eukaryota, Metazoa, Platyhelminthes, Trematoda, Strigeidida, Schistosomatidae.